Myiozetetes cayanensis is the source of this 633-nucleotide messenger RNA. RefSeq names its product claudin 19 (gene CLDN19). The coding region runs from base 1 to 633 and encodes 210 amino acids. Gene Ontology annotation, molecular function: structural molecule activity. The transcript has 4 exons. Lineage: Eukaryota; Metazoa; Chordata; Aves; Passeriformes; Tyrannidae. Gene Ontology annotation, cellular component: bicellular tight junction; plasma membrane. The record is from RefSeq and is a predicted model, not a curated record. Gene Ontology annotation, biological process: cell adhesion; bicellular tight junction assembly.
AUGGGCGGCGGGGCGCGGGAGCUGUGCGGGUACCUGGCGGCGCUGGGCGGGUGGGUGUCGGCGCUGGCGGCCGCGGUGCUGCCGCAGUGGCGGCAGAGCUCGUACGCCGGGGACGCCAUCAUCACGGCCGUGGGGCUCCACGAGGGGCUGUGGAUGAGCUGCGCCGCCCAGAGCACCGGGCAGGUCCAGUGCCGCCUGCACGACUCGCUGCUCUCGCUCGACGUUCACAUCCAGACCUCCCGGGCUCUCAUGGUCAUUUCCCUCCUCCUGGGCUUCUUCGGCAUCAUCGUGAGCGUGGUGGGCAUGAAAUGCACUAAGGUUGGGGAGGAGGAUCCUGUCACCAAAAGCCGCAUAGCCGUUGCUGGAGGUGUCCUCUUCAUCCUCUCUGGUCUGUGCUCGCUGGCUGCCGUGUCCUUGUACGCCACACAGGUGACCUACGAGUUCUUCAGGGAGAGCGCCGUCCCCAUCAACGCCAGGUACGAGUUUGGCUCUGCCCUCUUCGUUGGCUGGGGGGCCGCCGGCCUCUCCAUGCUGGGGGGGUCCCUCCUGUGCUGCUCCUGCCCUGCCAAGGAGCGCCGAGCGCAGCAGUACCUGCGGCAGACACAGCCCUCCACCUCCCGGGAGUACGUCUGA